ACUAGUAGGUGGUGGAGGAGGAAAGCUCUCAUUAAUUCAGAAUGAAUAUUGACCAGGCUGGUGUUCGGUUUCUUUGUGUCUGCACCAAGUAUAAUCAUGGGCAGCCUCACGAAGUCUCAUACAUGUCCUGGUACUGCCAUCUCAAUGAAGCAACCACCGAGGAAGAAAAGGAGAAGAUGCAAACUGCAAAAGCAUUUGGUUUGGGGGCACUAACUGUUUCAGAUCCUCCUGCACAAGCCUCAGGCAGUUCUGGACACCCAGUGCCUAGUACUGAUGGCUUGAAGG
Messenger RNA from Suillus discolor, 285 nucleotides. RefSeq lists its product as uncharacterized. The transcript has 2 exons. The record is from RefSeq and is a predicted model, not a curated record. Lineage: Eukaryota; Fungi; Basidiomycota; Agaricomycetes; Boletales; Suillaceae. The annotation marks the transcript as partial.